AUGUGCAGCACAAGGCCUUGUUUUCGGCCUCACUGUUUGCUUCUAUACUUGCUGACUUGGGAUGAUGUCCUCGCUGCUGCAUUGAACAAAGCCGGGCUAUGGUCACACUUCUUCGAAGGCCCCACGUACCCUGGGAGAGAGCCAGCUACCAUGGCUAAUAUAUCAGACACUGGUGCACAUCCGAUUCUUGACCAGAAGGUCUCACUAUUUCAAGAGCUCUCUGUAGGACAGAGCCAACUGCUCGCACUCUGUCGAGCGCUCGUCAAAGCCAACGCAUUACAACGUUCCGGAGUGAAGGCUGUAGUCCUCUUGGACGAAGUGACAUCCUCCCUCGACGAAGUCACGGAGUCCACGGUUCAUCGUAUCAUUGACGAUGAGUUCACUGGAAAGGCCCGCACUGCCAUCAUUGUGGCUCAUAGACUCGGCACUUUGGAGAAGCACAUGAAAGCUGGAAGGGAUGCUGUGGCAUUGAUGGCAGAUGGCCAAUUAGAGGAAGCCAUUGACUAUUUCGGGCCGGCGACCUUCCAGCGCUUCAGGCAGAUAGGAUCGUGCUUCACUGGUGCUCUCUAG
Aspergillus lentulus is the source of this 570-nucleotide messenger RNA. NCBI's taxonomy places the organism in Eukaryota, Fungi, Ascomycota, Eurotiomycetes, Eurotiales, Aspergillaceae. The record is from RefSeq and is a predicted model, not a curated record.